Messenger RNA from Insectozyma verbasci, 1008 nucleotides. The record is from the annotation of a GenBank genome assembly. NCBI's taxonomy places the organism in Eukaryota, Fungi, Ascomycota, Pichiomycetes, Serinales, Debaryomycetaceae.
AUGACGUCUUCAAAUUCAAUACGACAACAACAACAAAUAAACUCAAAUUUAAUUACACCUCCAAAUUCAUCAAAUACUUCACCAACAACAUUAUUAACUCAUCGCAUGGAUAAAACAAUUUUUGAAAAUCAAAUUUUAAUUGGUUCCAUACUUUCGAAAAGAUCAUCAACUACUAAAUCUUGGAAAAAAAAAUGGGUUGUCCUUCGUAAAUGUCAGUUAUCAUAUUAUAAAGAUUCAAGAGAACAUCAGCCCUUAAAAGUAUAUAAUAAGACCAAUUUAUUAUCUUAUUCAAAAAUUGAAAAUAAAAAAUUUCAUAAUUAUCAUUUUGCAAUAUAUACGCAUAAAAAAACCUUACAUUUCAAAACUAGUGAUUUAAAAACUUACGAAAAUUGGUUACAACAAUUACGUGUAUUUUUCAAUAAUGAAGAAAACCAGGGUCAAAUUAUUUCAGAUGCGUCAAGUAUAUCUUCAACGGAACAUUUACCAACGGAACAUUUACCUAUUCAUUCUAUAAAUAAUUCAAAUUUAAUGAAAUUAGAGUCAUGUACUUCAGAUGACGAUUUUAGCUCUGGAAAUACGACUUUUCAAACUCCGACAAAUGGUAAUAAAUUUGUGAAAUUAGAUAUACCGAAAGAAAUAGAUGAGGAGAGAUAUUAUGAAAAUGGAGAAAAUAAUAGGGAAUUCUUAAUUGAAAAGGGGUAUGUUGAAGUUAGCUCAAAAAAGUAUAAUCAAAAUUGGAAAAGAUUAUAUUUAUUAUUAUCUAAUUUAAAUUUAUAUUUUUUUAAGUCAGAAAAUUCAAAUGAAGUUUAUAAAAUGUUUGAUAUUGAUAAUAUUAAUGAUGUUAUUGAAAUUGAUCAAUUGAGUAAGAAUAGACAAUGGUGUUUAUUAAUUAUAACAUCUCAAAAAAGAAUAAGAUUAAGUUUAAAAGAUGAAGAAGAGUUGACUAAAUGGUUAAGUGGAUUAAAAGUUGCAAUUAUGAAUAACAGAAAAAGGAAAUCAGUACAGUAA